Molecule: messenger RNA, 6331 nt
Organism: Numida meleagris (helmeted guineafowl)
Lineage: Eukaryota; Metazoa; Chordata; Aves; Galliformes; Numididae
Product: IgGFc-binding protein-like
Biological process (GO): cell-matrix adhesion
Molecular function (GO): protein binding
Source: RefSeq, a predicted model, not a curated record
GAUGGGAUUUCAGCUCCGGGGGCAGAGCGAGAGGACGUGCAUUAAAAGUCGGCUCCGAAAGGGACGGGAUCCCCAUUUCUCGGCGGCGGCCGCGCUCGCAUCGCUGCCUCUGUUCUCCCAGUUUACGGCUUUUUCCCAGUAAAACAGCCAAACUGGGACCAGGACGCUGUGCAUCCUCCGUCCUCCCUCAGCUUUUCUCUUUUUUUGGCUGAAAGAAGCAGCUCGGAAUCGGGAUGAAAUCCUCCUUCGCUUUCCUGCUCCUCGUGUCAGCAGCCCUGCUUUAUCCCUAUGGUCCGGAUCAGGGUGACCGUAAAAACCCCAAACUCGAUGACGGGACAUCCAAGAGUCUACCCCUCUCCGUGCCCUUCACUUUCUACGGCAAAGAAUACCGAACCCUUUUUGUGAACAACAACGGCGUGAUCUCCUUCGACACCAGGGUCAAGCAAUACACCCCUGACCCGUUCCCCCUCGUCGAUGGGCGUUCCUUCGUGGCACCGUAUUGGGGCGACGUGGACAACGUGCUCGGUGGGGAUGUCUUCUACCGCCAGACCACCGACCCGGCGUUGCUCAAGCUCAUCACCCAAAACAUCAACCAGUAUUUCCCCAGUAUCCCCUUCACCGCCACGUGGGCUUUCGUGGCCACCUGGGACCACGUUGCCUAUUACGGCUCCACCAGCAAAAAGGGGAACACCUUCCAGGCCACCCUGACCACCAACACCAAGACAUCCUUCGUCAUCCUCAACUACAAGGACAUCCAGUGGACCACAGGGGCGGCGAGCGGCGGUGACCCCAAAACCGGCCUUGGUGGCACCCCGGCCCACGCCGGCUUCAACAACGGGGACAAAACCAACUACUACAACAUUCCCGGCUCCCGCACCGAAGCCGUCAUCAACAUCACCAAAACUUCCAACGUCAACGUGCCGGGCCGUUGGGUCUUCCAGGUGGAUGUCUUCAAGGCGUUCAACGUCACCACCGAGGCGCCCCAGGCUGACACCGGCAAGAGCUGCUGGCUGAUCAGCCAACGCGUCACGGAUCCCAUUGGCCCCAUCCCGUUGGCCAACAACCUCCCCCAGAGCAAUAAAAUUGCAGCUGAGACAUCACGGCUCCCAACCAUGGCUGGAAGCCCGGGAUGGAGAAAAUCCCGUGUAAAUCUAUGGGGCUGGACCAUCUUAUGGGGUGUUCUUCAUUUGUCCAGCGUCGCCGUGUCGGCCCCUCACCACCUGGGCAAAGAAUUUGUGGUGGCCUUCAUGCAGAACGGCUUGCAGCAGACCCUCAACAGCGACUUCAAGCUGCUCAUCAGAGGUUAUUCUCCCUUCACAUCGGUCACUAUCUCCAUGAAGAAGCCGGGCUUGAGGAUGACGGUGCAAGUGACCACGGGGCAAACCGUGCUCGUGAAGAUCCCGCCCCAAGCGGAGAUGGUGGGCAGCAAAACCUUUGAGAACACCGUGGUGGUGAAGGCCAACAACCCCAUCUCCUUGGUGGCCAUCAACGAGAAACCCACCUCGGCGGAUUCCACCGUGGUCUACCCCGUACACAGCUGGGGCACCGAAUACCAAAUCGUGACGCCCAAUGUGGGCACCGACCGCUACGGCGAAUUCACGGUGGCCGCGUGGGAUGAGCCCACCACCGUCGAGGUGCACCUCAAAGCCAUGGUGACCUACCAAGGCCAGUCCUACCCUCGUGGCUCAGUGCUCCCCAUUCAACUGAAGCCUUUCCAAGCGGCCCAGCUCCAAAGCCCGGCAGAUAUGUCCGGCACCCGCGUCGUGGCACAAAAACCCGUGGCUGUCUUCACCGGCCACACGUGCUUAGCAAGACUCACCCCAUGUGACCAUUUGGUAGAGCAGCUCCAACCCAUUUCCAGCUGGGGCAACACUUUCAUUGUGCCACCGUUGCCUUUCGACGCUCAAUCCGACAUCGUCUAUGUCUCCACCUCCCAACGCACGCACGUGGAAUCUCAACAUGGGAUGAGCAGAUCUGCUCGGGACCUCCGGGCUGAUCGCUCAACGCUCUACGGGCUCCAAGCCCCAAAUACCUUGUACCUCUCUGCCAACGCUGGCAUCCAGGUCAUUUUUUUUGGCGACGGAGGUAACAAAGGCUCCAUCACUUACGACCCGUUUUUUAUGACCAUCCCGGAUGUCUCCAGCUACUGCCUCUCCCAUAACGUCUUCGCUCUGGAGGGUUAUGAGAAUUACGUCCUAUUGAUUGCCAAGACCUCGGAGGUGGCUGGGAUCAUGCUCAACAAAACGCCGUUGGGAAAUGCCAUGUGGGUGCCCAUCCCGGGCACGGAAUACUCGUGGGCAAGGCAAAGCUUGGGCAGUCAGUUUGCUGUCCAUACAGUGGAGCACAAGACGUCCCCAUUCGGGGCGCUCAGCAUGGGGAUCCGGGAGCAGAAAUCCUAUGGGCUGAUGGCAGUGUGCGACAGCGAUCCGUGCCGGACCACGCAAUGCCGCGCCAAGGAAAGCUGCAAAAUGGAGAAGGGGGAAGCGGUGUGCGUCCACGACUACAUGGGAACGUGCAUGGGGUCGAGGUCCUUGCAGUACCACACCUUCGAUGGGGUGGACGUGGACAUCCGGGGUGGUUGCACCUACACCAUCGCCAAAUAUUGCGGUGCUGAUCCCACCCUGGUUCCUUUUGUCGUGGAGGAGAAGAAGAGCGAAGGCGAUCUCAAGGAGUGGUUGACCAACGUCUUUGUGCAUGGAUACAACAUCUCCAUCCAAAUGGGAGAGGGAGGCGGAAUCCAGGUCAACAACCAACCCACCACCCUACCGGCCAACCUGCAGAACGGAAAAAUCCAAAUCUCUCGAAACGAGGGCCGGAUCGUCCUGCAGACGGAUUUUGGGCUGCAGGUGACCUACGACGAGGACUGGGCCGUCAUGGUGGCGGUGCCCAGCAGUUAUUUCGGGACCACCUGUGGGCUCUGUGGGAACUUCAAUGAGGAUGGGGAGGAUGAGAUGAAGCGCCCUGACGGCACGGCGGCCGCCGAUGCGACGGAUUGGGCUGAGAGCUGGCGAGAUCCCUCGUGCCAGGAGGACAGGGGAGAGGAAGGGACGCUGCAGGACACAAUGGGACACGGGGGCCAAGAGGAUGGCAAGCCGUCCUCCUGCGAAUCCCAAGAGAAAUGCACCGUGGACAGCAGUCCCCCGCGCCGCCGAGCGACCAAAACCUCCACCUGCAUCGGGACGGGCGAUCCGCACUACACCACCUUCGACGGGCGGAAGUACGACUUCCAGGGGACGUGCAUCUACCAGUUCGCCGCCCUCUGCUCCCCCGACCCCACGCUCGUCCCCUUCAAUGUCACCGUGGAGAACAACAACCGGGGCAGCAAAGCGGUGUCCUUCACCAAAACCGUCACCAUGGAGGUGUACGGCGAUGUCAUCAGCAUGAGCCAGGAGCACCCGCGGAAGGUGAAGCUCAACGGGGCCUUCGUGGAGCUCCCAUUCACCCGCAAGGACCAUUUUGAGCUCUACCACAGCGGCGUCCACGGCUUCAUCCGCACCGCCUUCGGUUUACGGGUCAGCUUCGAUUGGUACAGCUACGCCCGCGUCAUCGUCCCCGACACCUACGCGGGCGCCGUCUGCGGCCUUUGCGGCAACGCCAACGGUGACCCCGAAGACGACCUCACCGCCCGCGAUGGGAAGAAAAUCGAAGACGAAAUCCGCUUCGCCGACAGCUGGAAGGUCGGGGACGUCCCCGGUUGCUCGGCGCGUUGCGUUGGGGAUUGCCCGACGUGCGGCGAAGAGCAGAAGAGACCCUACCGCGGCGACGCUUAUUGUGGGGUGAUCGGCGCGAGUGGGGGACCCUUCCGGGAUUGUCACCGCGUCGUCGACCCGGGGUCGUUCCUGGAGGACUGCGCUUUCGACGCGUGUCAGUACAAAGGAAGGAGGGACGUCAUCUGCAAAGCCAUCGCGGCGUACAUGACCGAGUGCCAAAGCAACGGGGCCGCCGUGGGGCAGUGGAGGACGCCAUCAUUCUGCGCCCCCGUCUGCCCUCCCCACGCUCACUACGAGCUCUGCGGUGCCGCCUGCCCCCCCACCUGCCGGCCCCACGCGCUCCCCGAGGGCUGCGCAUCAGCCCCGUGCACCGAGGGCUGCUUCUGCGACGCCGGCUUCAUCCUGAGCGGAUCCGAAUGCGUCCCGGCCUCUGAAUGCGGCUGCGAACACCGCGGCCGCUACUACAAGAAGGGCGCGGAGUUCUACCCCUCGUGCCAGGAGCGCUGCACCUGCAAAGCCGACGGGGUGACGGAGUGCAGGGCCGCAUCCUGCGGCGCCCACGAGGAGUGCAGGGUGCAGGACGGGGUGCUGGGGUGUCACCCCGCCGGCUACGGGCGCUUGGUGGUGUCGGGGGACCCCCACUACGUGACGUUCGACGGCCGAGCCUUCGACCUGCGGGGUUCCUGCAGCUACGUGCUGGCCAAGGUCUGCAAAGCUGAGCGUGGGUUGGCCAACUUCUCGGUGCUGCUGGAGCACGACGGCGGGGGACGGGGCGACGUGGCGCUGGUGAAGAAGGUGAUAGUGAGCAUCUAUGGGUACACGGUCAGCAUGGAGCAAGGCCGGCGCUGGGAGGUGACGGUGGACAGCGAGCGCUUCACGUUGCCGCUGGUGACUGAGGACCAAAAACUCCACAUCGGGCAAGAGGGGACCAACCUCGUCCUGCAAACGACCUCCGGCCUCCGGCUGCUCUACAACGCGGCCACGUAUUUGCUGGUCACCAUCCCCAACGCCUACCGGGGCCGCGUGUGCGGCCUGGGGGGCAACUUUAACGGGGACCCCGGUGACGAUUUCCUGCUCCCCGAUGGGUCCCCGGCCAAGAGCAUGGAGGAAUUUGUCACCUCUUGGAAAACGCCGUCGGCGGACAGUGCUUGCGCCGAAGGUUGCAACGGGAAGCCCUGUCCUUCUUGCGACGCCGACGCCGCUGCUCCGUACGGCGGUGGGGAUCAAUGCGGCCUCAUCCGUGACCCCAUGGGGCCAUUCGGGUCGUGCCACCCCCGGGUGAGCCCGGUGCAGUAUUUCCAGCAUUGCCUCCACGAUGUUUGCGCCGCUGAUGGGGCGCGGGGUGCUCUGUGCCACAGCCUGCAAGCCUACGCCGCCGCUUGCCAAGCCGCCGGCGCCGAGAUCGGAGGGUGGAGGACGGCGGAGUUUUGCCCCCUCUCCUGCCCACCCCACAGCCACUACGAACUCUGCACCCGCACCUGCGACUUCACCUGUGCCAGCCUCUCCGUGCCGACCCCGUGCACCUGGCCGUGCUUUGAGGGAUGCCAAUGUGACGAUGGGUUCCUCUUCGACGGCAACGCCUGCGUGUCCCUGGAGCAGUGCGGCUGUGUGCACCAGGGGCGAUAUCUCAAGGCAGGUGAGACCAUCACCACCAACAACUGCACCACGAAAUGCAACUGCCACCCAUCGCAUGGACUCACCUGCGAGGCCACCCGCUGUCCCCCGGACGAGGUCUGCGUGGCUCGGGAAGGGACGCAGCGGUGCCUGAAGCAGGAGGGACGGUGUCGGAUCUCCCCGGGAGCCUCCGUGACCACGUUCGAUGGGGUGGGAGGAAGGCUCCCCGACAGCGGCACCUACAAAAUGGCCGCCCUCUGCGACGAGCGGUCGCCUCACUGGUUCAAGGUGGUGGUGGAGGUCAGCGAGUGUCGGGACGACGGGAUUCCGGCCGCCGUGGCCGUCUUUGUCUUCUUCCGUGAAGCUUUCAUCACCGUCAAUAACAACAUGGAGGUUUGGGUGAACGGACUCUUCACCCGCCUCCCGGCCACGGUGUCCGACGCCAUUUCCCUGGACGCGGCGGCGGGGAACAUCACCAUUUCCCACGUGUCGGGGUUGGAGGUGCUCUUCGGUCCCGCUGGGGAGGUGACGUUGACCGCGAGGGCCACCCUGGUCAACCGCCUCUGUGCCCCCUGCGGCAACUUCAACGGGGACACGGGGGACGACCUGAGGUUGCCCAAUGGCCGCGUGGCCGAGAGCAUCGCCGAGGUCGUCGACGCCUGGAAAGCCAAGGAUUUUACGGGAUGCGAUUGACACACAAAACCAAAGGAGAUGAUUAUUCCGGUGAGUGAAUGUUCUUCGCUGUUGCACUGGUUGGAUGAGGCUUCGUGUCAUUCUUCUUAACGAGUUCCCCGGAUAAUUGGGGUUUUCGGCUGCUCGGCCCAGCGCUUUGUCCCUGUGAGAUGGCAAGGGUGGAAGAGAAGAAAAUGGAGUGAUUUGUGUGAACGGCCAUUUCACUGGGAAAAAGAGAGAAAAAUCUUGCCAAAUAUCGGGGGAUUUUGUCAAAUAUCAGGGUAUUUUGCCAGAUGUUAGAGGAUUUUGCCAAAUACAAGGUGAUUUUGCAAAAA